Messenger RNA from Effrenium voratum, 1710 nucleotides. The record is from the annotation of a GenBank genome assembly. NCBI's taxonomy places the organism in Eukaryota, Dinophyceae, Suessiales, Symbiodiniaceae.
AUGGCCCUUGCGGUUCACGUCUUCGCCUUUGCGGACUCGGCGCAUCCGAAUCUUUGCACCUUGGCCUCCUCCGUUGCGGCGGCGGGGGGCAAGCUGAACGUAAUUGGGCUGAACUAUGGUGACACCGCCGGAGCAGUGCCACCAGAGGCUUUGGAGAGCAUCGCGGAGGCCCUGGCGCAACAGGGCCAGGAGCAGCUGGUAGAAGGACAAAGAGCCGCUGCCACUCUGCAUUGCACCACCAAAGAGGAGUGCCUGAAAUCGCGCGGCUUGGCCAAGGUGCGGAAGUUCUUUGCGGUUUGGCCAUACCUGAAGCAGUUCAAAGAUGACGAGUUGCUGCUCAUCAUGGACGGCUACGAUGUGCUGUUGGAGACACCCAGCUUGGAGCAUCUCCAACUUGCCUUCGCAGAGCUGCAGCGGCGAAUUGGGCCUGUCAUGAGCGUGCCUACGGGCCCCGUGAUCUUCAGUGGAGAAGCCAAUUGCUGGCCAUUUCCCCACGUUUGGAAGUCUGAGCCUUUCGCGUCUGGUGACUUUCGCCCCGGCUAUGUCUACAAUUAUGGUGGCCGCAAAAAGUUGCGUGGCGAUCAGGUGUGCGAGUAUUGGAGACAACACAUUGGCCAUCCCGGCCUUGUGAAUGGCCGCUAUGGGAAUAAUCGGUCGGAGGUCUUGCCACUGUUUUUGCCAUUUCUGAACAGCGGCGUCUUCAUGGGAAGAGCCGGGAGCUUGCGCGCGUUGUUCUCCUUAGCCACCGAAGUCCUUCGCCUCUUCGGGGACUUCGCGGACCAGGCCUUGGCGACCUCCGUGGCACUGCACGCGAAGUUCCUGGAGCGGCCUUGGGUGCCGCUCAGAGUGGACCAUACAGGAGAGCUGUUCGCCUCGUUGCACGGGCUCUCUCCUGAGCUUGUGGCGCGGCGCUUGCGCGCCCCACCCGCGUGCAACUUUCAAGGCAAAGUCGACCAUGGCUUCUUCUUGGCAGCGCAGAGAAAGCGAAGCAAAUGGAGCUCUGAUCGAUUCAAGGCUUUUCUGCGAAAGGAUCGCCCACCGCCCCUCGUGUGGCACUUCAACGGGGACAAGAAGCCCUACUACGAGGCCAAGUGCCACGAUUCCGUGGCCAUGGAGACCUCGGUGCUGGGCAUGCCCCUGGGGCUUUGUACCAUCCUAGACGUUGAUCACGGGAAGGAGCACUUCUUUGUGGCGCAAGGGGAGGAGCGCACAGAGUCUCACGCCCGAGAUGUUGAAUGGCCCAGGCGAGCGCCAGUUCCACCUUCUGCCACUGAUAUGGCCGGUAUCAUGGCAGAGUCUGCCACAGCCUGGCAGGUGGCGGAGCGUUUGCUGAAGUUGGGGGGCUCCCGAGUGCUUGUCCAAAGGCCUGGGGAGCCUGGUGGAAGGUCGUGCUUGGAACAACAUUGGUGGUUGGAGACGACGCCGGCGGCCGGAGCUCCGCAAUCAGUGUUCCAGCGGAUGACGCGUGCGAAGGAGGCGCAGGCGCCGCAAGCCGUGAUGCUGGACAUGGAAACCACCAGAUGCCAGCUUGGCGACGAGCAGGCGUACUGUGCCUUGCUGGAAGAGUUGCACACAAGCUGGGAAUGCUUACGGUCCUACGAUUCCAAUUCUACGGGUUUGCUGCUGGCCUUCUUCGAAGCAGAAGCUUUCAAGGCCUCCCUUCAUGUCAGGCCACGUCUGGCAGAAGAAUGCUUGCGAGGGCGGCUUUGA